Messenger RNA from Spinacia oleracea (spinach), 1600 nucleotides. RefSeq names its product serine/threonine-protein phosphatase 7 long form homolog. The transcript has 4 exons. NCBI's taxonomy places the organism in Eukaryota, Viridiplantae, Streptophyta, Magnoliopsida, Caryophyllales, Amaranthaceae. Gene Ontology annotation, biological process: meristem maintenance; meristem development. Bases 1 to 1395 code for a protein of 464 amino acids. The record is from RefSeq and is a predicted model, not a curated record.
AUGACUUGGUUGAGGCGACACUUCAGUCAGGGCCCCCCUAAUGACGCUGCUGAUAUUGUUUAUGAGAGGUUUAGCCGAGCAUAUAUUCUUGCACUUAUGGGGUCCAUUUUGUUUGCUGAUAAGAGCGGUGAUGCCGUGCAGCUCGUCUACUUGCCAUUGAUUCGCGACUUGCGUAGAGCUGGGACAUACAGCUGGGGGAGUGCGACCCUUGCUUAUUUGUAUCGACAGAUGUGUCGAGCCGCUCGUAGACGAUCCCGUGACAUUGGUGGUCCACUUAUACUUUUGCAGUUAUGGUCAUGGGAGCAUAUUCACAUUGGUCGUCCGAGGAUUUCGAGAGUUCGCGAUGCUCCACCUCCUGACCCAGAGCAUCCUAUUGAGGUCGACGAUCCAUCUAUUCUUGGUACUCAGCAUCAGCGUGGAGUGGACCCCUUAGCAUGCAGUUGGCUUAGGGUUCACUUUUCAUGUGGCCAUACAGCUAGUGGACUCUCUUUCUUUAGGGAUGCACUUGACCAUCAAAAGGAGACACAGAUGACUUGGCAGCCAUAUUCAGAGACGGUACUUGGUUUACUACCCGAGAUUUGUAGAUGUGAUAGAGAUAUAUGGCGCUCAGUUGUACCGUUGAUUUGCUUUGACAUUGUUGAGUACCACUACCCAAAUCGAGUGAUGCGUCAGUUUGGAUUGGAACAGUCAGUUCCCGUUGCGUGUGACACGAGUGUUGAUCUUCAUAAUGUGGAUCGAUGGCAUAAAAACAAGAAGUUUGAAGAGAUGCAUCGCAAAUAUGUGGAGGAGUGGCGUGAUCGUGAGAGUCGGAUUGUUCAAGGCACUCCUUUUGCCGGUCAUCGUGAGAGGAUGAAGGAGUAUAUGGAUUGGUAUUGUAGCAUCACGAGACUCCUCAUUACUCCUGUUACACGAUCACCCCCCACCACUCAUUAUCAGCCGUCUUCCUCUGAUAUUAUUUUGUCACAUGCAUUGGCUGAUCUUGCCUCAAGAUGCACUCGAGCUGUGGAUUCUGCGUUAGAGUUACCUCCCAGUUUGGCCCUUCCUCUCACUCUUGAUACGUUACGCAAUUUGAGUUCCUCUUGCAUUGAGACCUUAUCAAGAGUGGGGCAAGAACAUAUCCUCCAACAAUAUGAUUUAGCCUCGUCUCAGUGUACACCCGACACCUCCACCUCACAUGUUUCUCGAGGGCGUGGUUUUCGACCACCACGUGCACGCCCUCCACCACUUACUCCUCCUCUACGCCCUCUACGCCCUUACUUCUCCACACCCUCCACCACCACCUUCUCCACGCCCUCCACCUCUUACUCCUCCUGCAUCUCCGCCAGCAUCACAAGUUAUUUCAUCUCCUCCUUUGCAGCUUCUCACUUACCGGCGACAAAAGGGUUGCUCUCCUAGUCAACGUCCCGAGCCAAUUGCCGAGGAGGAUGAGUCCUCAUUUUCAUCGUCCGAGCAUUCAAAGAAACAACGUAGAACUUAGAUUUGAGCUACAUUAGAAAUUUUGUGUAAUCUUUUGUUCUUUUUGCUAGUAUUGGAACUUUUAGAACUUUUAGAACUUUUAGAAACUCAUGUGUCAUUAUUGGAACGAUUGAACUUUUGGAAA